Liolophura sinensis is the source of this 5267-nucleotide messenger RNA. Its product is annotated as transcription factor MafB-like. Gene Ontology annotation, molecular function: RNA polymerase II cis-regulatory region sequence-specific DNA binding; DNA-binding transcription factor activity, RNA polymerase II-specific. Gene Ontology annotation, biological process: regulation of transcription by RNA polymerase II. Gene Ontology annotation, cellular component: nucleus. The record is from RefSeq and is a predicted model, not a curated record. Lineage: Eukaryota; Metazoa; Mollusca; Polyplacophora; Chitonida; Chitonidae. The transcript has a single exon. Bases 307 to 1230 code for a protein of 307 amino acids.
GGCCCGUCACCGACCACGAUUUGCCAGCAUUUAAUUCCUCUAUCACUCUCAUGGAAUCAUCAGACACGGUAUUCUAGGCACUUGCUGGCUAGGGUUUGAGCUGUCAGUGUGUAUUACUUGACUGUAUGGUAUAGGAGGCCGGGUAGAGCGUGUGAGUGUGUGUUCGCUAACCCAUGCCCACUGACCUAUAUAUACGUCUAUGUAUAUCUCACCCAACUGGAUCACCAAGCUCCAGAUAGAAGCUCAACUUGGACUUCUCUAACAUACCGCUGCUCACUUACAGCUCGGAUUCCCCCCCGGGAGAGUAUGGAAGGUAACCAGCAUCUUGCUGAUGAGUACAUAUACCACUUUGAUUUGGAACAGCUGGAAUUCCCAAUAGUGAAGCAGGAAGCGGACGACCGGUACUUUAUGGCGAACUGUUGCAUGACCGCCCGGCCCGAGGCCGUGAAGGCGGUCAGCCCCACCUCCUGUAGUGUACCACCGUCCCCCAGCUUCAGCAGUGAGGGAGUGCCAAGUCCCGACCAGAAACCGCUCACAGUGCUCGACGACUUACUCUGGCUGAGUCAGAGCGUUCAGAUCACUCCAGACGACUUAGCCUUGUGCACCGGGGAAUCUGUCGACUACACAGGCAACGCCACCAACACGAACACCAUCUCAUCUUCACUAAAACUGAAUCAGAAUGAUCUCACAUGCUUGGACGGGUCACACGUCCAAGCGUCGUCAUGCUCAAUGUCGCUGUCCACCAACGACUACUCUCCGGAUGACCAAAGCGAAUGCAAUGAAGACCUCACCGAUGCUUUCGACCACAGGAUGCGCUGUUGCUCAUCUAGCGGCAGCAGUCAUUACAACGACAGUUCCCCAGAAGGAAGCAUGGACGAUGGCCUUCUAGACGACGAGGAAUUGGUGUCCCUUCCCGUCCGAGAACUUAACAAACGCCUUCAUGGCAUCCCUAAAGAAGAGGUAUUGAAACUGAAGCAGAAACGCCGCACGUUGAAGAACAGGGGAUAUGCGCAAAAUUGUCGCUCCAAGAGAAUGGCGCAGCGAUUCGAGCUGGAGAGGACCAACCGAUCCCUUCACGAGCAAAUUUCAAGACUGAAGCGUCAGGUGAAUGCGUUGACUAAGGAGAGGGACUUGUUCAAGAGUCAAUGUGUAGUGCUUUCGGGAGCAAACCGAGGACGAGGUCACGGGUCGGUGUCCAGUUAUCCAAGUUCACCGGACGGCGAUUUGUAACUGGAAUGAACAGAGUAUACCAUCUACCAGUGGCUAUUUCAUCCUAACAUACAUUCGACUUGUUCAUCCCUCAUCCAGUAUACACACUGUGCUUUACCACCAUACGAUGAUGAAAAAUGACGGUAACUUUUUUGCGUCAAGGUUUACUCUUGGAAGGCUCAGUGGCUUGUCAGAAUUGCAGGAGAGGCGGCUUAGACUUGGCAUCGCCCAGAAAAGCAGCAAUUUACCGAGAAUGCUAGUCCGGAUCUCUCGCAUUUAACAUUAUGUAAGUGUCAUGAUCACUAUUCCAUUGUCAUCUUUACGCCGUGUGUUAUGUGUGUAGUAAAUGUACCUCGUCCAAUUUUAUUUUAUCUUUAUCCUUAUUUUUGUUUAAAUCCAGUGUUUCCAUAUGUUAUGAUGACCUUGCCUUACCAUACUCACCACAGCGGGCUGGUGCGUUAUUUUGGGCCCUGGCGAAAUGCAACCUGUUAGAUGUGGGUCACGUAAUGUAUAGCUAGGAUCUGACUACUAUUAGCUCAAGGCUUGUGCACGGGUCCCCAUAACCCUGUCCAUCACCACACAUCUUUUCACUCCAAUUAAUAUAUUUUUGAUAUUUUAACCGGCCAUGCUAAUGCUUGGGGCAGAUUCUCUAAGUGUUUGUAUAUAGUGUCAACAGAAGGUAGAACGGAUGAUUCAGUACUGUGUAUUAUUUAUUCCAUGCCCUGGCCACUGUCUUUUCAAGACGAAGCCCUGUUCGGCAAUCUCAGGACCGUCAUUAUGAUAUUCAGUUAUACCCAUAGCUUAUUCCCCACCCCAGACGUGUUAAGGUUACCACUGCUACAGAACACUUAACGUCCUUCUGUAGGUUUCUCCCGUGAGAGAAAGAAAGUAAAGAAGCUCAAUGUGAAUUGGUGAUAUGUACAUAGUUGAAGUGUUACUCUACAUGUUCUGAGCAGAUAGGCGUGCUGAAGUACUUGCAGUAAUGUAGUACAAUCUGACUGUGAUAGACGGCACAUUAGAACACGUCUGGGGUGGGAUAACGAUUACCCAGCUGUAUAAUCAGACCUCUGUUAGAAACAUACAUCAAAUUUUACCACCUCCAUUUCGUUCCCCAGUCUGAUCAGGCUUGUGAUAGUCUUGUCUCUUUCCACACGAGAUCAAAACCUUUUCUUUCACCAUUUGGCUGUUUACAUCUGCACCUAGCAAUCAUAAGCUAACGUUACUAUAACUCCCAUGACGUUACUAUAACUACCAUGGCGUUAAAUGUUGAAAGCAUAUGUUGUCAUGUUGGUUACAGCCAGGUUUGUAGCACACAACCACUGUAUGCAACAAUGCCCAGGUCGUAGUCAGUAUUUGUUUUUCCCCCCAAACACAAGGACUGUGGAAUCUUAUGGGCUUCUAAUAAGACAUUUUUUUGCUGUAUUGUUUUUUUUGUAAAUGUAUUUUGUACACAGCCUUUUAAUAUCCUGAUAAUCUACUUAAUGUAUGUACAGAUAUCUUCUAUUCUUCCAUGACUUUUAAAACUGCUUUUUGACAAUCCUUUUCCAAUAUGGAUGGCACAGAGUUGAUCUUGAUGUCUUUGAUAAACAUAUGAACCUGUAAAUAAUUUUUAUUUGAUCCAACAACUAUCUGCAUUCUACAGCUAUAGUGCCUUUGUCUUGAUAUGCCUUGUUAAUGUGUACAAAAUUUUGACAUCAUUAUUGUUGUUAAGUUUUAAAAAUUUUAACUUCUGUUGUUCGGAGAACAAUGGAAUAUGAGCUGGAAAUAUAAGAUGUAUCUGAGAGGAGGACAGGAGACUAAGGUUUUGUAAGUACAAAACCACCCACUCAUGGACAAGAAGGUGAUGUAUGGUGCACAAGUUUAUACAGUUGUGGUGUUCCUAGUGCUCAAUUUUAAGGCCAGCUUUUAGAUUUUACUACAUCCGACUAUUUAUUAUUUAUUUUAAGUGUGCCAUUCACUUCUGUGCCAUGUUAGUUCCUGUUGUUUUUUUUUUCACCCAAUGCCUUAUUCUUCACUUUAUAUUUUGGGUUCAUACUAAGGCCUGAUUGAUCAAUGCUGUUUUUGACUAUAUAGCUACUGUUAUAGCCGUCCUUAGAGGCCUAUUAAUAUCCUUAUGUAUACCUGGGUUGAAUUCAAAUGCUGCUUUAAUUUAUUUUGAUUUUGUACAGAAUCUGAAUGCAGUCGGCUGAAGCCACAUUCUGUGUAUGUAUGUGUAUAUGUACCCAGUGGUCAGUACACACGACAUUAUUUUCUCUUUCAAACAGCACAAAAUGUGUACUCAUGAAACUGUAAACUAGAUCUACCAAACCUUUAGUAGUAUAUACACCUGUAUUAUGUCUACUUAACAUUAUUGUCUACUUCAGCCAAAAUACUGAAUAAUUGUAUAUUCACAAUACUGAUUAUGAAUCGUUUCUCUCCAAACAGCAUUACCUGUUUAUGCAUGUACCUGAAUGUUAUUGCUAACCUGAGAGACUUUUUCCAAAGUCAACAUACUAGACCAGCCAAAUAUCUGUACAUCUAUACAUGUAUUUUGAUCAUCAUAACAGCAACUCACUUUCCAUCGACCACACUCAUUUUGUCCCUUCCCAAAAUCUACAACCUGUAUUGUAGCAUCAACUCAUUACCACCCCUACUUGUUCCAUAACUUACAUGUCCUACGUGUAUUAGCUUCUCAUUAUGACCUUACUGUCUCAGUCAUACAACCAAAAUUUUUCAUUCACCCCGUUACAGUUUUAACAUACUCAUUCUGUAUUUUUAUUCAGUUUAUGUUCAUUUGAAAGUUUCAGCCAUCAAUAUAGGGCCUAUGAUUUGUUUCCCCUAGCUACAUCAUUCCACUCAUCCCAUACCACUGGUAGAUGUCCUUUUGGGCCAACAGGAAGUUGUAUACUCUAACACAUGCACCAGAAGACAAUAACUGAAGGCACUGUGAUUGGUCAAAUUACGUGCAAUCAUCCAUCAGAUCUCAAAAAAGUUACUGUUUUAUCUGGUUGCAUAUUCACGAAACGCACAUAUAUGUGACCUUUAGUCGUGUGCUGCAUUUUUAUAUGUGACGUGAUCGUAACCGAAAUUGUAAGUCUUUUAACUUCAGCCCCACACUUGUGAGAUGGCUGAACAUUUUUUUUUUUGAACUCUUGAUGGUUAGACCAUUGGAAGUACCAAAUAUGUCAAGUAACAAGGACUAAAGCAAGCAAGCAAAUAUUGAAACAAGAACUAUAGGGCAGCAAGUGAAACAAACAAACAAGAACUAAAGCAUGGCUUCAACAACUAAUAUUCAAUGUGCUUGUGUAUGUUUGUAUGUGUAAGACAACAUGUACAAACAGAAAAAAUAUAAAAAACAACUCUGUUUACCAUGAAAUGGAUAAGCAGAGUCAAAGAAAAAAAAGCAAAAAUAUAAAAAAUAUAUAUAAACAAAAAAUUAUGAAAUCAGAACAGCAGCCUCAUGCUGUGAGAGGCUCCCGUGGUUCUGACUCCCGAACUUGUCAGUCUUCAGAGAACAGUGUGAGCUCUAGAGCUGAGAGUAUGGUGACAGGAACGUGGCUGUCCACUGACCAGGCCAACAGCAACCAUCUGUCAACUGGACCGGUUCAACCUUGUAUUAUUAAUUAACUGAACAGAGGUUUGAUGUUUGAGCUUUACUGCUGUGCAUCACAUACAAAAUGAUGGUUGUAACUGUUUGGUAAGAAAAUCAGGUGACCUGAAUGUCUGAGUUUUUAGAAUUGUGAAUGUUGGGUCUUGGGAGUUAUCUCCCCCUGAUUAUCCAUUCAGUUGUUAUCUUAAUUAUGUCCUGCUAAAAACAAUCUGUAAUAUGUGUUAUUUAUUAAUGUUUAUGAUUUCUUAAGAUAAGGCAUUGUAUUCAUACAUUUGUUACUGAUUACUUUCAUUUAAUUUCUUUGUUUUGGUUUUCUUUUUGUUGCUUUUGAUUGUUUCUUAGCUCUGGUUUAAAUGUCUAUCCAGAAGGGUUGAUCACAUGACUAUGGCGUCAACAGCAACCUCUGUUCUUAAACGAACAAUUAUGCAAGAGAAAAACAAAAAUAUGAAAUGAAUAAAAAGGAAAUAGC